AUGUCUCCCUGGAUUUUCUGGAAAUUUUUGUGAAAUUAACAUAAAUGAAAGUUCUUCAUCACCAUGUCUAAAUGGUGUGAACUGUGAGGAUCACACCAAUGGAUAUAUUUGCAAAUGUCAACAAGGAAGAUCAGGACAUCCCUGUGAGAAAGAACUUUAUGAGUGCCUUUCCAACUUACAUGUUCAUGGAAUGUGCAGAGGAAGUGAACCUGGCGAAGGCUUGCCAUGUUUAUGCACACCUGGACUUGUGACCUGCUCCAUUGGGCUUCUCUGUGGUAAUGAAAUAAGAAGAACCACCUGUUUACCUCCCAGCUCUCAAGGAAAAGAGGCCACUUCCACACAAACAUACACAGUGCCCACCUCAGGGUCUUCAGUCAGUAGCAUCCCACCUUCCAGGGCUACCCAACUGUGGGCCAUAGUGAACACUACUCCAGUUGGUCAAGGUCCAAAACAGACAGACUUUUUCCAGCACGACGUUCUCCCAACCACUGGUUUGGCAGCAUUAAAUAUUGGCACGUCCUCUGAAAGCUAUUUACUCGAAGAACUGAUUUCCACUAAAGAGCUUUCAGCAAAACACAGUCUUCCUUCUUCAGCAGAUGUUUCCUCUUCUCAGUUUCUGAAUUUUGGUGCUCAUGACCCAGGACAUAUCGUCGGGGGCAAAACAUCUGUACCAUGUAUGCCCAUCCAAACUCCAGUGGGCGCACCAGGACUCUUUUUCCCUGAUAGGGGACAGAGCACCCCGUUUAUCAUCUCUUCCUUAAUGACAGAUUUUAUUUUUCCUACACAAUCUUUAUUAUCCGAGAGCUCCCGGACUGUUGCCUUGUCUGCUACCACAAUGAGUUCAGUAAUUAGUGGUGUUCCAGGGGCUGAUGUUGAGUUAAACAGACACUCAUUACUCUCCCGUGGCUUCCCGCCCACAACUGCUUCCGUGAGUGCACCUCCAGUCGUCUCUCAAGAGGAUAUUGAAGAAUAUUCAGCUCUUUCAAGAAGAGAGUCCUGGAGACUGCUGAGCUCUUCGAUGUCUCCCAUUUCUUCUAAGAUAAUCAUAUCCAAGCAGGUAGCCAUCUUAAAUUCAUCAACUCUGCACCAAUUCACCACACAAGCCUCCAUUCCCAGUGAAGAUCAGGUUAUUACCGAAGCAUACAGCAACCAGAGACUCACAAAUAUAAAACCACAGGCUGCUGAUUCUUUAAGUGAAUUAAGCCAAACAUGUGCAACGUGUUCUAUGACUGAAAUAAAAUCCCUUCAUGAAUUUUCAGAUCAAUUUUUGCAUAGCAAACAGUCCCACUUUUACGAGACAUUCUGGAUGAAUUCAGCAGUAUUAGCCAGGUGGUUUGCAAGAAUGGGAACACAAACUAUCACUUCUGGACAUUCACUUCCUUCGGCUGCUGAAAUCAUGCCAUCAGUGGCAAUCACAGAACUGUCAUCUUUAUUUCCUUCUACAAAGAGUACAGAAAGAAGAAUUUUAGUCUCAUCCAUAGAAGAAUAUGUUACCCUAUCAGGUAAUUUGGAUGUUAAUUUAUGUUUGGAUAAGAUGUGUUCAUCCAUUUUCCCUUCACAAACCGUCCCUUCAGACCUGACAAAUUCGGAUUUGGCUUCACAACUGACUGCUGAUGAUCCUUCAGUAUCAGAAAACAUUUUUAAACUAUUGAAAAUAGGACUCUAUGGUACAACUUUGGGUCCCACUGAGAUGCUGAAUGAAGACAAGUUACUGGGCAUGCGAGAGCAUGAAGGGUCUUAUACCCAGUUCAAACCUCACACAGGGGAUCAGUUUCUAAAUUUUGAAUUAAACUUUCAAAGUCAUCCAGAAACUAUACAUUCAAGUGACCUCAAAAACAACCUGCCACGACAUGUAGACUCCACAUCUGAUUUUUCAGAAAUAACCUCUCCUGUAGCAUUUUCUAUAGUUUCAGCAACUCAAUCACUUCCAGUACAGACCUCUGUCCCCAUGUCUGUAGUUAUGCCAGAUUGGACAUAUUAUACAGAUUAUCUGACCUUAGCACCUGAUUUAAAAGAAGAGGUCAGAACUUCUUCAGAAUGGUCCAGAUGGGAGCUGCAGCCUCGUGGGCGUGGUCAGGAAUCUCCUGCAGCAAGUCAAAGGCUUUCCAUCACUAGAUCUCUUAUCUGGUCUUCCCUGGAGCCCAUUCCAGCACCUCCUCAGAUGAUGAUUUCUGAUAUCAGUUGUGUUUGUUAUUACGGAGAUUCCUAUCUAGAAUUUCGGAAUGUGUUUUUAAAUCCACAAAAUAACAUAUCCCUAGAAUUUCAGACCUCCAACGCCUAUGGACUCCUGCUCUACAUCAAACAAGACUUAGAUUCAGGAGAUGGACUUUUUAUUCAAUUAUUUAUUGAAAAUGGUACUUUAAAGUACCACUUUUUCUGUGCUGGUGAAGCAAAAUUGAAAAGCAUUAACACUACUAUUAAAGUGGAUGAUGGACAAAAGUAUACACUGCUUAUCAGGCAAGAAUUGGAUCCAUGUAAAGCUGAACUGACUAUUCUAGGGAAGACUAUAAAAGCAAGCGAAUCUAUUGGUUAUGUACCAGGAAAACCACUGCCAGAAUCAGGGGCUGUCUUUAUUGGUGGACUUCCAGAUCUUCAUGAAGCAAACCAGAUUUCUGGACCAGUUGAGAAUUUUACUGGCUGCAUAGAAGUUAUAGAAAUCAAUAAUUGGGGAUCUUUCAUCCCAUCCAAGGCAGUGAAAAAUAUCCACAUUGACAGUUGCAGAUCCCGGGAUUCUAUGCUGUCAGCAACGUCCGCGUCUGUCCCUCCUCCUGGGGCCGCAGGAAGGGCCGGUUCCCCGGGGGCCUCGCUCGUCCCCCGCCCGGCGCCAGCCACGUGUCAGGGGCUCGUGUGUCACCACGGGGGCACCUGCCGCACCGUCCUCCUCCCGCGGGGCGUCUUCUCCUUCCAGUGCGACUGUCCGCUCCAUUUCACCGGCCGGUUCUGUGAACAAGAUGCAGGUUUAUUUUUUCCAUCUUUCAACGGGAAUUCCUACUUAGAACUGCCUUUUUGUACAACUCUGAGGAAGGAACGUAACACAAUUGUUAACAUCUACUUGACUAUACAAACAAGCACUUUGAAUGGAACAAUUCUCUACAGUAAUGAGAAGAAUUUUGGACAACAGUUUCUUCAUUUAUUUCUUGUGGAAGGAAAGCCCACUGUUAAAUACGGAUGUGGAAGUUCUCAAAAUAUCUUGACUCUUUCUGCUAAUUACAGCAUUAACAGAAAUGCAUUCAUCCCUAUAACAAUACGCUACACAAUGCCUGUUGGCAGCCCUAGGGUUGCUUGUAUGAUUGAAAUGGCUGCAGAUGGAAAACCUCCAAUACGGAAAGAAGACACCAAGAUACCUCAUGUGUCCCAGGUAUAUUUUGAAAGAUUGUUUCUUGGCAAUAUCCCUGCAAAUGUUAAGAUUCCUAAGAAUGCAGGCCACGUUUAUGGAUUCAAGGGCUGCAUUCAAGAGCUUCAAGUAAACAACAAAGAAUUCUUCCUCAUCGAUGAAGCCCUGAGUGGGAAAAACAUUGAGAACUGCCACAUCCCUCGGUGUGAGCAUCAUCUGUGCCACAAUAAUGGUACCUGUGUCAGUGAUAGUGAAACUUGGUUUUGUGACUGUCCAAGGCUGUACUCGGGCAAGCAGUGCCAGUUUGCAACUUGUGAAAGCAACCCAUGUAGAAAUGGUGCCACCUGUGUUCCUAAAUCCGGGACAGACAUUGUCUGCCUCUGUCCGUAUGGAAGGUCUGGUCUCCUCUGCAUUGAAGCUGUUCACAUCACCCAGCCCAGGCUCAGUGGGAUGGAUGCCUUUGGAUAUACCUCAUUCCUGGCUUAUUCGCGGGUCCCAGACAUCAGCUAUGAUUACGAGUUUCACUUGAAAUUUCAGCUGGCAAACAACCACUCAGCAGUGCAAGACAACUUGUUAUUUUUCACGGGACAGAAGGGCCAUGGGCUGAGUGGUGAUGACUUCCUGGCCGUGGGUCUGCGCAGCGGCCGCGUGGUUUACAGUUACAACUUGGGAUCUGGCACAGCAAGUGUCAGCAGCGAUCCCCUCGAUCUGAGCCAUGAGAUCCACACGGUCCUUCUGGGGAGGUCCUUCCGAGUAGGCUGGCUGAAGGUAGAUGAUCAGAAAAAUAAAUCCAUCAUCUCCCCAGGAAAACUGGUUGGUCUCAAUGUCUUCAGUCAGUUUUAUGUAGGUGGCUACAGUGAAUACACUCCUGAUCUCCUACCGAAUGGAGCCAAUUUUAAAAAUGGCUUUCAAGGUUGUAUUUUUACUCUGCAAGUUCGCACUAAGAAGAAGGGCCAUUUCAGAAGCCUGGGGACGCCUGAGGGCCACCCAAAUGCUGGGCGCAGCGUUGGCCAGUGUGAUGCUUCUCCUUGUCGCUUGAUGAAAUGUGGCAACGGUGGCACGUGUGUGGAGCAGGGAUCGACUGUUUACUGUAACUGUCCUAGUGGAUGGAAAGGAGCCUUCUGCACGGAGACAGUUUCCACCUGCGACCCUGAGCAUGACCCUCCACACCACUGCAGCAAAGGAGCAACUUGUGUCUCAUUGCCUCAUGGAUACACCUGUCACUGUCCACUAGGAACCACUGGAGUCUACUGUGAGCAAGCUUUGUCUAUAAGUGAUCCAUCUUUCAAAAGCCACGAAUUAUCCUGGAUGUCUUUUGCUUCCUUUCCUGUUCGAAAAAAGACACAUAUUCAAUUGCAGUUCCAGCCUCUUACUGCAGAUGGCAUCCUAUUCUACGUUGCCCAACGCUUAAAAGCAGAGUCAGGUGAUUUUUUAUGUAUCUCUUUAGUAAACGGUUCUGUUCAACUCCGCUACAAUCUUGGUGACAGAACUAUCGUUCUAGAAACUCUCCAAAAAGUAACUAUUAAUAGAAGUACUUGGCAUGUGAUUAAAGCAGGAAGAGAUGGUGCAGAAAGCUACCUGGCUUUGGAUGGGAUAAAUGUAACAGAAAAAGCCAACGCUAAAAUGAGCUCCCUGGACACAAAUACCGACUUCUAUAUUGGAGGAGUGUCAUCCUUAAAUCUUGUAAAUCCCAUGGCAACAGGGAAAGAACCUGUAGGUUUUCAAGGUUGUGUCCGAGAAGUUAUUAUAAAUAAUCAAGAAUUACAAUUAACCGAAUUAGGAGCAAAAGGUGGUUCAAAUGUAGGUGACUGUGAUGGGACAGCCUGUGGGUACAACGUGUGCAAACACAGGGGUGAAUGUAUAGUAAAUGGCACAACUUUUUCUUGUAGCUGCUUACCACAGUGGGCAGGAAAUACAUGUGACCAGUCUGUGUACUGUUUGAAUAAUCUUUGCCUCCACCAAUCUCUAUGUAUACCUGACCAAUCAUUUUCUUACAGUUGUUUGUGUACUUUGGGUUGGGUGGGAAGGUAUUGUGAAAACAACACUUCAUUUUCAACUGCAAAAUUUAUGGGUAAUUCUUACAUUAAAUAUACUGAUCCAGAUUACAGAAUGAGAAAUCUUCAGUUCACUACUAUAUCCUUAAAUUUCAGUACUACUGAAACAGAAGGUUUAAUUGUUUGGGUAGGAAAAGCUCAAAAUGAAGAAAAUGAUUUUCUGGCAAUUGGUCUCCAUAAUCAGACCCUGAAAAUAGCAGUUAACUUAGGAGAAAGCAUGUCUGUACCUAUGAUUUAUAGCAAUGGUACAUUCUGUUGCAAUAAGUGGCACCAUUUAAUUAUAAUUCAAAAUCAGACUCUUAUUAAGGCCUACCUAGAUGACAACCUAAUUCUCUCUGAGGAUACUAAUCCACACAAAAAGUUUGUUGCUCUCAACUAUGAUGGUAUUUGUUAUCUAGGGGGCUUUGAAUAUGGCCGAAAGGUAAAUAUUGUUACUCAAGAGAUUUUUAAAAGAAGUUUUGUUGGCAAAAUUAAAGAUGUAUUUUUUCAGGAUUCAAAAAAAAUUGAGUUAAUUAAAUCAGAAGGAUACAAUGUUUAUAAUGGUGAUGAACAAGAUUAG
Messenger RNA from Lipotes vexillifer (Yangtze River dolphin), 5947 nucleotides. RefSeq names its product EGF-like photoreceptor maintenance factor (gene EYS). The annotation marks the transcript as partial. The transcript has 21 exons. Gene Ontology annotation, molecular function: calcium ion binding. The record is from RefSeq and is a predicted model, not a curated record. NCBI's taxonomy places the organism in Eukaryota, Metazoa, Chordata, Mammalia, Artiodactyla, Lipotidae.